Messenger RNA from Myotis lucifugus (little brown bat), 981 nucleotides. Its product is annotated as 3-oxo-5-beta-steroid 4-dehydrogenase-like. Gene Ontology annotation, molecular function: steroid dehydrogenase activity; aldose reductase (NADPH) activity; ketosteroid monooxygenase activity. The record is from RefSeq and is a predicted model, not a curated record. The transcript is spliced from 9 exons. Gene Ontology annotation, biological process: steroid metabolic process. Gene Ontology annotation, cellular component: cytosol. Lineage: Eukaryota; Metazoa; Chordata; Mammalia; Chiroptera; Vespertilionidae. Bases 1 to 981 code for a protein of 326 amino acids.
AUGGACCUCACUGCAGUAGAUCACCGCAUACCUCUAAGUGAUGGAAACAGCAUUCCAAUCAUUGGGUUUGCUACCUACGCACACCCUAAAUUGACUCCUAAGGGGAGCUGUAGGGCAGGAGUGAAGUUCGCCAUCGAUGUUGGGUACCGGCACAUUGAUGGGGCCUACAUCUACCGGAAUGAGCACGAAGUGGAGGAGGCCAUCAGAGAGAAGAUAGCAGAAGGAAGGGUGAAGAGAGAGGAUAUUUUCUACUGCGGAAAGCUGUGGGGUACAGAUUUUGACCCAAAGAGAGUCCUCCCACGCGUGCAGAAGACACUCCAGGAACUCCAUCUAGAUUAUGCUGAUCUUUACAUCAUGGCAACGCCCAUGGCUCUUAAGCCUGGAGAUGAAAUUAUUCCUAAAGAUGAGAAUGGCAAUUGGAUAUUUCACCAGACAAAUCUGUGUGCUACUUGGGAGGCUUUGGAAGCUUGCAAAGAUGCUGGCUUGGUGAAAUCUCUUGGUGUAUCCAAUUUUAACCGCAGACAGCUGGAGCUAAUACUGAACAAACCAAGACUCAAGUAUAAGCCAGUCUGCAACCAGGUGGAGUGCCAUCCAUAUUUCACCCAGAGAAAACUCCUGGAAUUUUGCCAACAGCAUGACAUUCUCAUGGUUGCAUUUACUCCUUUGGGGAUCUCUAAGAAUCCAAACUGGUUGACUACAUACUUCGAACCUUUGUUAGAGGAUGAACUUCUAAAAUCAUUGGGGGAAAAGUACAAUAAGACUGCAGCUCAGGUUGCUUUGCGUUUCAACAUCCAGCGAGGGAUAGUUGUCCUUCCUAAAAGCUUUGACCCUGCAAAGAUCAAAGAAAACUUUCAGAUCUUUGACUUUUCCCUCACUGAAGAAGAAAUGAAGAGCAUCGAAGCCUUGAAUAGAGAUCUCCGCUUAGCGGGUCUGGACAAUUUGUGUGAUCAUCCUGAAUAUCCAUUCCAUGAAGAAUACUGA